GUAACUAGCGGAUAUUACAACUUCUUAGUAUCUCAGAUGGAGGGGAAGAAACAAAACUCAAAUGUAGAAGUAAUCAAAAUGAACGAUUUGAACAUCGUUCUUAACGUAGACGGGGGUGGGAGUAAAAAGAAACGCAAGCGUAGCGAGGGUUCCAUGGAGAAGACUUUGAGCGAAGUCGAGUUGUUGUUGAGCGAGAACGCUCAAGGCGGGUGUGAGAUUAAGUAUGAAAUAAUAGAUGAUGAUGAUGAUGAUGUUACGAAGGAUAAAGCGGAGGCUUCGAGUAGGCCGGUCUUGAAGACCGAUCGAACAGUGGAUUGGGAGGAUAAGAUACCCAUGGAUGUUAUAUCUUUUAUGGACGCGACAGAUCCGAACCCCCAGGAGCGGAUAAUGCAGCCUCCCCCCCUAGGGGUCAUAUCGGACGUCCGAUCCGUGCCCGACGAUUUCACCGAACAAACUGACCCCAUCGAGUGCACCGAACAAACUGACCCCAUCGAGUGCAUCGACCUCUGCUGA
Cydia amplana is the source of this 513-nucleotide messenger RNA. RefSeq lists its product as uncharacterized. The coding region runs from base 37 to 513 and encodes 158 amino acids. Lineage: Eukaryota; Metazoa; Arthropoda; Insecta; Lepidoptera; Tortricidae. The record is from RefSeq and is a predicted model, not a curated record. The transcript has 2 exons.